CUGGCCGGAGGCGCUCAGCUCGGAGUGGGCAGACCUGUCAUGGAGCCUGCAUACGCUCUUCCAAGGCACCAGAUGAAUCCCAGGUUUACUUCAAGCAAAAUGGUACCAUUCAGCUUUCCUCCUUCCAAGAGCAUGCUUUGGGAUCCAACCCCGAUGGGAGAUGUCAAGUAUUUGCAUCUCAGUUACUACAGGAAACCAAAGCUUGUGGUGACUGAAAAGGCCCUGCAGCUUGCUUAUCGUCAUGCUAAGCAGAAUGACCCAAAUUUGUCCUGUUUUUUGCUUGGGACUCUCUUAAUAGAUGAAGGUGAGGAAGGUGUAAAGCUGAAAAUAGACCGCUUUGAUCCUGGUCGAGAAGUGCCUGGAUGCCUCAGAAAAGUCCCAACUGCUCCUCUGCCUGGAGACUUUGUGAUUCCGUGUACAGUUAACACAGAGGGACUUUGUCCCACAGACACGAUCAUCCACAGCGAUGCUGAAGACCUUAGCUCAGUCUUCAAGGCUCUGCAGCACCAUUUAUGCAGCAAAGAAUCUCUGGAGUUCUGCAAGCUGCUCCCCUUGAGAGCAAGAGUCACCUCCAGGGAGCACCUGGACAACCUGCAGUUUGACUUCCACUGGGCAGCAGUGGCUCCAGCCAAUUCUUUUCGAUGUACGCCUGUGAAGCCUCUCCCCAUUAUUCCAACAGCUCUGGCAAGAAACUUGAACAGUCACCUGAAUAUUGCUCAGAUUCAGGGGACCUGUAAGGGGGGGUAUCUUACAAUGGAUGAAACACGCAAACUGUUACUGUUGCUUGAAUCUGACCCGAAGGUUUAUUCUUUGCCAUUAGUUGGAAUUUGGCUGUCUGGCAUCACUCACAUCUGUAGCCCCCGAGUGUGGGCCUAUUGCCUGCGCUAUGUGUUCAGUGCUGCAGUUCAGGAAAGGGUUUUUUCUGAAUCUGGGAGUUUUGUCAUCAUUCUCUAUUGCCUGACACACAAGGAGCCUGAAUUUUAUGAGUGUGUUCUCCAAAGUGGCCAGGGAAGUGACCUCCGCUUUCAGUUACUGACCAACAAGGAAACCGUACAUCUUUUCAGAAAUGUUGAGCCUUCCCAGAAGAGCUCUCUCCAGUUUGAACUGAGCUCAGAAAACGCAACUGCAGAGGCAGUGUUCUUUAACCAAGCCUCCAGGAAUCAUGCCAUGAACAGGGCUUCCCAGAAGUCGUCCCCGGGGCAGCAGCUCUCUGUAAUGGACCAUGAUUCUGGUGUGGAAGAUGAAGAUUUGUCCCCAAGGCCAGUUCCUAAUCCUCACCCAGUGAGUCAGAAGGUAUCUACCAUCCAUCCUUCAGUUCCUGAGCUCUCUCUGGUUUUGGAUGGUAGUUUUAUAGACUCAAGCCCACCACCCAGUGAUAGGAAAAGGGCCAAUUGCAAAACCAACCCUUCAUUGCUGCAGUAUUCAGGACAGAUGAGCUCAUUUCCUCUGCAUUGUAACGAGAAACAGAAUCCCGUUCAUGAAGCUGAGGAGCCUUGUUUGGAGUGGCUCCCAAGUCAGUCAGGCCCGGGAGUCCCUUCUUCGAAACCAGCCAGAGAAAAGCAGUUGCCUCCCCAAGGCCGAGCUGGCCCCCCGACCAGGAGGUCUUCAGGGCCACUUUGCUCAUCUCCACCAUCUCCCUCAGGGCCCCCCAAACCAUUGUCUCCUGAGACAUCAUCAGUGCAGAAACCAAAACAGUCUCCUGAAAACUGUAACACUUACUCGGAUGGAGAUGCAUGGCAAGGGGCCCUUCCUGUACCAUGCUCUGUGCUGCGUUCCAUGCAGGCCUCUCCUUCACCACAGUGGCUCCCCCGCGGUUUUGUUUUUUCACCCCAGAAUCUUGGCAGGCCCACAGAACUUCAGGGGCCUGCCUCCCCAACCCCAUCUUACUGCCCCACUAAUGUUUGCUGUCAGCAUCAUGGACAUCUGCAGUGUGGUCAAAUGAACGUUUGGUCAGGGAUACAUAAACACGGACCCUUUCAGGAAAGCCAGGCUAAUGCUUUUCAGGAUGGUGCCUAUCCAUUUCAUCCGAAUGCCUGUCCAGCUAUGUGCCAUUCUUCAGGCAGCCCCAUGAUCCAGAGACAGCCAGGGAGCAUGGGACAUUGUAGCACUUUAGACUUACCACCUGUGGGGAGACUGGCCUCCUACUCCAGCAAUCCACAGCCUUGCCCAACAUGCAUGUCCACACCCAAGAUGCAAGCUGAUGAUGGAAUGAUGGGGUUAUCUCCAGAUGCCUACCGGUUCCUUAAAGAGCAAGACCGACAAUUGAAGUUAAUUCAGGCUCAGAUUCAGCGUUUGUUAGAAGCGAAGUCUCCUCACCCUAGCCCCAAGGCAGCUGGUGCUGAUGGCACCAUGCAGGCUGAGCAGCAGGUAGAAUUUGUUUCGAUGGAGGCCCAGGCACCUUCUGGCCUGCACCUGAGGAAAAGUGUGAGCAUCGCUGUGAGCACAGGGGCCAGCUUGUUUUGGGACUCGCCAGCUGAGAAUCAAGAGCCUUCGGCUUCGCUGAAACAGGACGACUCUGAGCUUUCAAGUGGAGACGUCCAUUUGUCUGUGGAUGUCAAUAAUGAAGGGACAGAUCGCACACGGACUGCGUCUUCAUUAAAAGCAGUUGAUAUUCCGAGUUUUGACGAGAGCAGCCAUGUUGUCAGAGAAGAAACAGGUCCAUCCUCAGCCUUCUCCAGUGUUUCCCCGGCAGUAGGGAAGGACCCAGAUGUACCAGGAUUUCUUCCAAAUCCCAUGUUGGGAGAAGGCAUUAGUGGAAGCUUACCUCCAGGACCCACAGAGGGGGCUGACAGCCAGUCCUCAGUGGCAGCAGUGGGUGAACCCCAAGCCGAGUCAACCCAAGUGAGGGAGCCCUUGCUGCCUUCUCCAUCGGAUGAUCAGAAGUUUUACCAGAAUUUAUUGGGUCAGGUAAACCACCUGUUAAGUACUUCUUCCAAAGACAGUGAGCCCACGUCCACAAGAGUAGCAGUGAUUCCCAGCCAUGGUGGUGAUGGAAGAACCAAAAGACCUGACCCCAGCCAGAUGGACAAGGACAGCAUCCUUCACGCCACUGUUAAACAGCUGAGAAACCUUGGAGUAAAAAUCGACUCCCCAAGUAAAAUGAAGAAAAAUUCACAUAAAGUGGACCAAGCCAGUGUAUUGGCGUGCAUCAGUCCUGAAGCAGUCAUCUCCGGAUUAAACUACAUGUCCUUUACUAACGUCGGCAUGAGUGGCUUAAGCCCCAGCGGUGCGGAUCUGAGCAUGGAGGCCAAUGCCAUCGCUCUCAAGUAUUUAAAUGAAAAUCAGCUGUCGCAGCUUUCCUUCAGUCGAGCAAACCAAAAUCUGCCUGACUCAUCCUUCAGCCUUCUUCAUAUCAACACAGACAAAAACAUGGUGGGGCUCAGUUUGAUCUCACCAAACAUGUCGUUUGCGACCAGAAAGUAUAUGAAGAGGUAUGGGCUGAUGCAAAGCAGUGACAGUAGUGAGGACGAAGAAGAGAUUCUAAAUACGACAGAAGGCAGAGAGAGUGAACAUUCGCUGGAUCAAACCUUGGCUUCUGGCCCCGAGCAGUUUAGCUGUCAGAAGGAUAGCCCUGGAAGAGGCUGUGAAAUUCUAGAUUUGAAAUGCUACAACCCGGAGUUGGUGGACACACAAUGGCUGCCAAAGCCUGGGGUGCCUGUGUUAAGAGACAUCACAAAUGAAGUGGCCCAGCCAAGAGCUGCAUCGUCAUCCGAGGAUGAGUCCUCGGCCUUCAUCCUGAAAGAUUUGAAGAAAACCCCCUCAGUCAAGUUACUGACCGGCAGGGCUGAGUUCACUCAGCAUCCUGAGAAGGGAAAUCAAAGGGACAUUCAGGUGUUUCCUGAAAGUUUGCAGCCGUCUGACACUCUCCGAGAGAUGAAUAGCAUGAAUUCAGUGGGCAUGUUCUUAGAUGUCAGGCGUCUCAGGCAGCUGCCCAAGUUAUUUUAGGUAUUUAAGGAACUGCUAAGUUUUGUUGGAUAGAGGCAGAAGACUGGGCUGAAGGCUUGGUCCUUGGAGAGAGUGAGCUGAGUCACUGAAUUAGGUCACUCCAGAGCCUUCUCAAACUCAUCUCUGCAGUGGCCAAGCACUGAGCCUAGCAGAUAGCCAGCUGUUGGGGACAGAGCAUGGGCUCUCAAGGAGGACCCCUCUGCAGUCAGAAGAAUGAUGCAUCUUUACAGCUGGAGGUCUGGGCAGUGAACGCUCACCCCAACUCUUGGCCGGACUUGUUCUUUUAUCAUAUAAAAUCUUUUUAUCCAAUAUCUUGGCAAAGGUUAUUUACUGUCAACUUGUGUUAAAGUUGAUUCGGGUUCAGCUGGCUCCCAUCUCUGCAUAUGCCCUGAAUUACUUUGAAAGCAUCAUGAAAUAAAGGUAACUCAGCCUUGGAAGGAGGAGCACAACCAUUUUAGAGCUAGGGAAUUCAGCUUCUCUUUUUUCUUCUGAAAAUACAUUUUAUUUAAGGCCUUUCCUUCAGUCUUUCUUCUUAAUUAAGAUACUUAUAUCUUAAAAUCCUGAGGCCAUUAAACUAUUGGGAUACUGCUUGGAUGAGGCUUGUGUGACAUUGUCUCUUCAGUGUGUUGCUCUGAUAUUCUAGAGCAAUUCAUUUAUGGUGUGUGUGAUUUGCAAA
Molecule: messenger RNA, 4621 nt
Organism: Trichosurus vulpecula (common brushtail)
Lineage: Eukaryota; Metazoa; Chordata; Mammalia; Diprotodontia; Phalangeridae
Gene: STIL
Product: STIL centriolar assembly protein
Exons: 17
Coding region: 40-3945 (1301 amino acids)
Biological process (GO): mitotic spindle organization; smoothened signaling pathway; protein localization to centrosome
Cellular component (GO): centriole; centrosome
Source: RefSeq, a predicted model, not a curated record